AAAAAAGUGAGCUUAUGGAGCUAAACAGGUCUAACAAGGUGUUUCAAUUGAUUUUUUUGAUUGUCGCCUUUUCUUCGAGUUGGUGGGGCAAAUUGUCAUGUUUGUAAAUUGACUAUGCGAAUACAUCAUUAAUUAUCAAUCUAUUCUAGUGUUUCCAAAAAUUAUGCCAGUGAGCUUAUGUUUUCAGUGAUGUUUUUUGGUUUCAUGGUAAAAUGGGUUUAAAUGUGAACCUUCAACCAUGGAUAUGUUUAAAUUGUCAUUUGGCUGCCAGAUGAAAAUCAAAGGAUUCAUCUUGCUGAUUAUUUGUCUCGUCCUAUCUACUCUCUUCUAUUGCUUGGUUGGUGAUCAAAAACCAUUAGAAGGAAUUAUCUAUGACAACCAUUUUUCCCAAAGUUUGGUCAAAAUUAAAAAUGUUGUGGUACCUGCGGUUCAAGAGAAUCGAAAUUAUUACUUGAACAGUAACACUCAACAAAAAAGUAAUACCGAAUUAAAAGAGAAAUAUCUUAAAAACCUGGGAUUCACGAACAAUCCUAGAUUGUUUCCUAGCUCUUUUUGGAAUAAUGUUACCUUACCAGUUUUUGUCACUGCCAUUAAAAACAAUGAAAUUCAUUAUGCCCAAGAAUUGAUAAGAUCAAUGCAAGAAUCUUAUCCGGAGGCUUCAUUGCUAACUUAUCUUCUAGACAUGGAUGAGGAGGAAACUGAAGAGGUUACCAAAUUUUGUAACUCCUCUGUAUCAUGUUACGUGAGAAAGUUUGAAUUUCAAGAUUUUCCUCUCCAUGUUAGCGAUCUCAAAUUAUUUGCAUUUCGUCCAAUUAUAAUUCAACAAGUUUUAAAUCAAGCUGGUGCUGUUUUAUGGAUUGAUCCCGGUUACCAGUUAACAUCUUCAACUAAAACUAAACUUGAAAAAGUGACUGAUGCAGCCAAGAAGGAAGGUUUACAGUGUUGGACAAUCGAUGAACCUACAACCGCCAUGACACAUCCAAGAAUGUUUGAUUAUUUCCAUACAUCUCCAGAAAACUAUUAUUUUCAUCGAAUGAUCGAGUCAUCGAUUCUUGUACUAUAUAACAUUGAAAAAAUUCACACACAACUUAUGCUACCUUGGCUAAAGUGCGCUUUAACAACAGAUUGUAUUGCACCAAUAGGAGCUCAAAGUUAUGGUUGCAGAUUCGAUAAAAGGCCAUUAUAUAGGUAUUCUGGUUGUCAUCAUUAUGACUUGUCAGCUUUAAGUAUUAUUUUAGGUUACAUGUACAAUUAUCGAGCUGAACCUUAUUCGACUGAUGGGGAAAACAAAUUCUUCACCAUGAUCACAUCGGACGAAGGUGAUGAUUCUAAGUCAACUAAAAAUUCUCUAGAAUAUACUGGAAUAGAUCCAAUAUUGAGGCAUAAAGCAAGAAAAGGAAAAGGAAAGUUCAAGUAAACUGAAUCGACAAGGAAAACAAAGAUUUUAAAUGAUGUGAUAUGUGAAAUAUCAUAAAACAAUAUUGAGAAACAACCUUUUCUACGUGACUGUACUAGAUGAGUCAUUUUCAACCAUCCAAAAGUUAUAUUUCUCAUUAACUUAUUACCAGUGAAGAUUUAUCUUAUUGUUUUGAAAGAUACUGAUCGUAAAAUUUUUUAGGUUCAUUGUCUUCUAUGUAAAUGUUGUACAAUGAUUUUUGUGUUGCUUUUUUUUCUUUUUUUUCUACUGACAUUUAUUUGCUUAAUUAAUCAAGUUAUUCAAUUAUUAAAAUAUAACACCUUUGAUAA
Tetranychus urticae (two-spotted spider mite) is the source of this 1746-nucleotide messenger RNA. RefSeq lists its product as uncharacterized. NCBI's taxonomy places the organism in Eukaryota, Metazoa, Arthropoda, Arachnida, Trombidiformes, Tetranychidae. The record is from RefSeq and is a predicted model, not a curated record.